UAUGGAUUAAAAUACAAUUCCUUUACCAAAAGAGUAUCCAAUCCCUGAUAAUUUUCACUUAAACAUUAGACAAAGAUUCUUAGAUUUCUUUAAGUAAUAAUUAGGAGAUUAGACAAAAAAUAGUAUAGUAUUUCUAAAAGGAGCAAUAACAAUUGAUAAACAUGAUGAAGGUAAAAGUUUUAGUAAAAUCAAAUUUAGAUUAAUAAUAUAGAGUAGAUUAAGAGAGUAAUUUCAAAUAUUUGUUUGGUUGUGAAUUAUUAGAUUGUUAUGGAAUAUUGGAAGUAGAAUCAGGAAAGGUGACAGUUUUUGUACCUAAAUAUCCUGAUUCAUAUAAAAUGUGGAUGGUUGUUUUUAGUAAUGAAGAAAUUAAAUAAAAAUAUCGAUUGGAUGAUGUAUAAUAUGUUGAUUAAUUGGAAUCAUGGAUUCAAAAAUAUAAACCAUCUCUUAUUUAUAGAUAUCAAGGUAUUGAUUCAGACUCUAAAUUAAUUUCAUCAUAUCCUGAUUUUCCAUAUUUAUCUCAAUAUAAUUUAAAUGAUGAAGAAUUAUAUUGGACUUUGAAUGAGUGUAGAGUUAAAAAAACUGAUUAAGAAAUUGAAAUUCUUAGAUAUGUUGCACUUUUGGCAAGUGAAUCUCAUGAAAAUGUUAUGAGAAAAAUUAGGCCAGGAAAUAAAGAGUAUUAAAUGGAAGCUUUAUUUAAAUAUAAUAAUUUUCUAUAUAGUGGAUGCAGAUUUACACCAUAUGAAUGUAUUUGUGCAUCAGGAACUGGUGGAGCAACAUUACAUUAUGUUGAAAAUGAUAAAACUAUUGAAGAAAAUUAAUUAAUAUUAUCGGAUAUGGGUGCAAGAUAUUAUGGAUAUAAUAGUGAUAUUACAGUCACAUUUCCAAGUGAUGGAAAAUUUGAUGAAAAAUAAUCAAUUAUUUAUAAUGCAGUUCUUGAUGCAUAAAGAUAAGUUCAUGCUUCUUUAAAAGUAGGAGUAAAUUGGGGUGAUAUGCAUCUUUUAGCUGAAAGAGUUAUUACUUAACAUUUAUUAGAUGCUGGUUUACUUGUUGGAACAAUCGAAGAAUUAAUGUAAAAUAGAAUUGGUAAGAUUUUCUUUUGUCAUGGAUUGGGUCAUUUAUUAGGAAUGAGAACACAUGAUGUUGGUGGAUAUAAUAAAGGUUGUCCUCCAAGAAUACCAGGUAUAUUUUUAAUAUUAAAUAUAUAGAGCUUUCUUCAUUAAGAUUUAGAAGAGAUUUAGAAGUUGGUAUGGUAUUUACUAAUGAACCUGGAAUCUAUUUUGUUGAUUUUAUAAUAUAGGAAGCAUUUAAAGAUGAAAUAAAAGCUAGAUUUUUAAAUUAAGAAAAAAUAGCAGAAUUUAUGUAUGUUGGUGGAGUUAGACUAGAAGAUGAUAUUGUUUUAACAGCAAAUGGUCCUGAAAUACUAAAUUUAGUUCCUAGAUCAAUAGCAUAAGUAGAAGCAUGUAUGAGAGGUGAAGAUUGGAAAUAAAUUUAAUGA
Molecule: messenger RNA, 1495 nt
Organism: Paramecium sonneborni
Lineage: Eukaryota; Ciliophora; Oligohymenophorea; Peniculida; Parameciidae
Source: the annotation of a GenBank genome assembly